UUUACUAAUAUUAAAUAUGAUAUUAAAUAAAUCAGAAAUUGAAACAUUGUCUACAUAAGUAUUAAUGUUAUAUUAUUAAGUUUUUAAAUAUCUAUUAAUUGUGAAUGUUACGAAACUAUAAUAUUUAAUAGAAUAAAAAUUUAAUAUCCAACUCAAAAUGGUUUGUGAAAAGUGUGAGAAGAAAUUAGGAAAAGUCAUAACUCCAGAUCCUUGGAAAAAUGGUGCAAGAAAUACAGUAGAAAGUGGAGGACGUAAAGUCGGAGAAAAUAAAGCACUUUCUGCAGGAAAGACGGUAAAUAUUGAUGUGAUGAGAUGCAAUAGUGAAAAUCGACCUGGUAUGAGACCUGGCGAAUACCGACGGCUCUACUUCCUCGUGGUCUCCACUGGACAGCGAUUGGCGCGGUCCGAUCAUUCUCAUUGCUGACUAAACGAGCUGUCUCUUUAGAAGAAUAAGAUACGUAUUGCCUAACGGCUGGGAGUAGGGUUUUUCCGAGCCUAAAGCAAUAAAACAUCUACAUCGCCAGCUUCCCUUUGCAAAGCUGGAAAUAUAACGCCACAUAACACCAAGUAUGUCAAAUCGAUAUGGGAUAUUAGCUUCGAAAGCGGCACUCGAUGCAUAGCCGACACCAGUUUUAUUAUUAAAUUUAAGUAUUUCUUAUCAACUUUCAAAUAUGUUUUUAAUUCUAAAGAUUUAAUUAAUAUAUUAUUAUUAGUUUUUUUU
Apis laboriosa (Himalayan honeybee) is the source of this 721-nucleotide messenger RNA. RefSeq names its product cysteine-rich PDZ-binding protein. The transcript is spliced from 3 exons. Bases 158 to 424 code for a protein of 88 amino acids. Gene Ontology annotation, molecular function: microtubule binding; PDZ domain binding. Gene Ontology annotation, cellular component: dendrite. The record is from RefSeq and is a predicted model, not a curated record. Lineage: Eukaryota; Metazoa; Arthropoda; Insecta; Hymenoptera; Apidae. Gene Ontology annotation, biological process: cytoplasmic microtubule organization.